GUAUGGAUAUCACGUGUCUAAAACCUCCUACGUGGUCUGUAACGACCCCCCCACCAUCCAGAAGAUCUUCAGCCGGAUCAGAAACUUUGACGGCGAAGGAUCGUACCCGAAGACGUGCGGCGGCGUCCGGAUCGUCCACGUCAGAGACGCCACCACAGGAUACGACAGCAGCCAGCCGGACCUCAGAUCUGUACUUCCUGUGACGAGGAGCAGUCACAUGAUCACCUUCAGUCUACAGAACGGCGUCGUGGCCACGCUGAGAACCAGCGGCACCGAACCCAAAAUCAAAUACUACACUGAGUACUGCGCCGCCCCGGGGACCAGGUGAGCCUCCUGCACCUGCUGUCAAA
This is a messenger RNA of Micropterus dolomieu (smallmouth bass), 350 nucleotides long. Its product is annotated as glucose 1,6-bisphosphate synthase-like. Lineage: Eukaryota; Metazoa; Chordata; Actinopteri; Centrarchiformes; Centrarchidae. The record is from RefSeq and is a predicted model, not a curated record. The transcript is spliced from 2 exons. The annotation marks the transcript as partial. Gene Ontology annotation, molecular function: glucose-1,6-bisphosphate synthase activity; intramolecular phosphotransferase activity.